AUGCCUCUCAAGGAAUCCACAGGUUCCCCUUCCACAAAGCAAAGCUAUGAUUUACCUGGCAAGAACCGGCCGUCUGAAAUCAUUUCUUUCACCACGCCGCCGUUGGAAAAGGAGAUCAAGAUCACCGGACAUAUUGUCGCUCAUCUCAAUGUCUCCGUCAGCCAGAGCCCCGAUGGCCCCGUUCCUUCUUACUUGGACUUGUUUAUCAGUCUUCGACAUAUCUCGGCCCAGGGCUCGGAGAUCCUCUAUACCGGUACAACCGGUGAGGGUGCGCCGGUGACCAAAGGCUUCCUCCGAGUAAGCAUGAGAAAGACAAAGCCUGGUCAUCCCCUUCAUCGACCUUGGCUCCCCUACCGAGAGUACCGUUCUACAGAUGUCCUCCCGGUCGUACCUAACGAAAUCUACUCCGUCGAUAACGAGCUUUGGCCCACCAACGUGGUCGUGGACGCGGGAAACAGACUUAAUUUGGAAAUCAGAUCGGGCGACACGGCUUGCACCGGACUUUUCCAACACAACGAUCCCAUUCAUAGACCUGAUUCUGUCUUCAAAGAUCAAAACCACGUCCACUUCAGCCCGGAUCAUGUCAAUUACAUGAUACUGUCAAUUAUUCCAAAGUCCUUUACUGCUUAG
Molecule: messenger RNA, 630 nt
Organism: Penicillium cinerascens
Lineage: Eukaryota; Fungi; Ascomycota; Eurotiomycetes; Eurotiales; Aspergillaceae
Product: Alpha/Beta hydrolase protein
Exons: 2
Coding region: 1-630 (209 amino acids)
Molecular function (GO): dipeptidyl-peptidase activity
Source: RefSeq, a predicted model, not a curated record